AACCUCCACAUCAAAUUCACCCACCCACCACUCUUUGAUUUUUCCAAUAGUUUACCAAACUAUAGUAAAGAAUAAUAAAGCCCUCAAUUUUGAACACCCAAAUCAAGAUUCAUCGCAUUUUUUGUUUCUCUACUCCAAUUGGGUGUUUUUUCUUUUUGUUUUUGUGUAUCCAUAAAUGGGUAGUGAAACAAAGGUUUAUACUUUGGAAGAAGUAGCACCUCACAACAAUGCCAAAGAUUGUUGGCUUGUCAUUAGUGGCAAGGUGUACGAUGUGACAAAGUUCUUGGACGAUCACCCUGGUGGCGAUGAGGUUUUAUUAGCUGCUACUGGAAAGGAUGCAACCGAUGAUUUUGAGGAUGUUGGUCACAGCAGCAGUGCUCGAGCCAUGUUGGACGAGUACUACGUAGGGGAUAUUGAUUCAGCAACCAUCCCGACUAAAAAGGCGUACACUCCUCCCAAUCAGCCUCAUUACAACCAGGACAAGACAUCCGAAUUCAUAAUCAAGCUUCUCCAGUUCUUAGUUCCCUUGAUCAUUUUGGGCGUAGCAGUUGGCAUCCGCUUCUACACCAAACAAUCCUCUUGAAGAUUGAAUGCAACGGUAAAUUCAUAAUGCAAGAUGUCACCCUCGAUUCAAAAAAAUAUAUAUCGAAUUUUACUUCUUAGACUUCAUAUAGUCGUAUGUUCUUGUUGUAAUAGAUUGUUGAGUCAUCUUAUAGAGUGUGGAUUCGAGAUUUUAAUCUCGAGACGUUUCAACAUUUUAAGGCUCUUAGUAUUGAAUUCGACGUACCUUUGAAAUUUUGGGUUCAAAACUUGAUAUUUGUGGAAACUAUUGAAUUCAGUCAAACCUAUUAGUCAAAAGUUGUUAAUGUACUCUCAUAUUUAUGUCAUGUUA
Messenger RNA from Solanum pennellii, 892 nucleotides. RefSeq names its product cytochrome b5-like. Bases 176 to 583 code for a protein of 135 amino acids. Gene Ontology annotation, molecular function: heme binding. The record is from RefSeq and is a predicted model, not a curated record. The transcript has 3 exons. Gene Ontology annotation, cellular component: membrane; intracellular membrane-bounded organelle. NCBI's taxonomy places the organism in Eukaryota, Viridiplantae, Streptophyta, Magnoliopsida, Solanales, Solanaceae.